AACACGUUCUGUCCGGCAAAGUUAGCAUUAGCAAUGCGGCUAUCUGCCGGUAGGAUAACGUCGCAGCAUCAGCAUCUUUAGUUUUUAAUGACAAAACAUUGGACACGCCGUUUAGUUUUUCUCGGCAAGGGUACGGAAAGCAACCUCAUAGACAGCAGAUAAAGAUGAGUCGCUGCUCCUUGGACAACAACAACUUUCCUUACGACAACAACGUCCUGGUUCUGGAUAUGGUUCUGGGCUCCCUUUGGGGACUGUCCCAGCCCGUAGACUGGGACAGUGUUGCCAAGCUAGUUCCAGGCUUCACUCCCAAGGAGUGUGCUCUUCGCUUUGAGGAACUGAAAAGCUCCGGAGGUCUUCCUCAUCUGGACAACCAGUGUAACUCAGUGAUGGCAGGAGUGGGCGGAGAUGGCUCGGUUGCCAUGUUGGACACUGGUGAGGCGGUGGAGACAGGAAGUAAACGUACAGGCGGCAAAUCGUCACCGUCAGAAAGUGUUUGUUCUCUGGAGAAGAAAGACAAAACGUUAGCGGAGGAUUCUGACAAAGUUCACAAACUUCGAGAUCUUAACAUGGUCAUCCACGUGUGCGACGAGACCAAGAACCUGAAGCAGGACUUCACAUGUCCCAGAGACCUUCUGGUCAAAGAGAUGCGCUACUUUGCUGAGUAUUUAUCCGUGGACUCGCAGAGAUGGGAGGAAGUGGACAUCUCUGUUCACUGUGAUGUUCAGAUCUUCGACUGGCUCAUGAACUACGUCAGAAGGAACUCUUCCAAGGACAAACCAAGGCUCGAGCCCAGCAAUGUCAUCUCAAUCCUGAUCUCCUCCGAGUUUUUGAAGAUGGACAUGUUAGUGGAUGAGUGUGUCCAGUACUGUCACAAACACAUGAGCGCCAUCGUGGCCACACCCUGCAACAUGAACUGCAUCAACAGUAACCUGGCCUCGCGCAUCGCGAAGCUCUUCAACCACAACGAGGCAGACGACAUCAGGGACAAAAAAGACAAGUUUAAGAGCAAACUGUUUCAGAAGAAGAUCGAACGUCUCUUCGACCCGGACUAUCAGAACCGAGAUUCACCGAGAAACGCCUCAACUCUUUACAGGUGUGGUCUGUGCUUGAAGAUGCUGACGGAAGACACCCAGAGGAGGAUUCCUUGUGUUUCAGGAAAGAUCAACAUUGAUUCUCAUGGCGAGAUUGUGUAUACACACUCAAGACAGAAGAACUGGGACGUCAAUGAAUACAUCAGCGGUCUCUAUGAAGAGCUCAAAUCCUGGGUCCUGGUCUACUGGAGAAUCUGGGGAACCAUCAACUGUCUUACCUGCUCGCGUUGCCAACAGGAGUUUGUGUGUGCAGAGUUGACCCAUUGCCGCUACCACCCAGAAAGUGUGAUGUACCCCAGCACGGGGUCCGAAAAAAGCUGGCACGGGGCGGGCGUCUACCCGUGCUGCAACCAGACCGUGCUCCGCUUUGACCCCACGGGUGUGGUAAAGGGUUGUAAGGUGCGAGACCACAUUGUGAACGUACCCAACGAGGAGGACUGCGACGACCUCACCGCCGCCCAUACCCGAGUCCUCAAUGACCUGUUGCUGCACCGUGAUGCCGUGUGUGUGGCUAAGUCGCCGCCUGCCGAUGGAGUUGAAGAGUGCCCUACCAGCGUAGAGAAGGAUUGUGAUGUCCUCUUGGAGCCAACAUUCCUCAGACCCCCCAGAGGAGAGGGCAACACUUUUUCUCUUUUGAAGAACUGGAGUCUUCAACUGAGGCAGCAGUCCCUCCUGUCGGAAGAUGAGGAGUACACCACAGGGUCAGAGGUGACGGAGGAUGAGGUGGGUGAUGAAGAGGAGUUGUCCAGGAAACAAGCUGCCAAGAAAGCCAAAAAGAACAGCAGAACUCUUAAAAAGCAAAUGUCCUCGCCGAACCUCCAGCGAAAAGUCAAGCCAGAAAAACCGCUGUCCAAAGACAACACUCCUUUCACGGUGAGCGUUCAGAAGAGCAAGUGGGACAGUACCCGAUCCAUGCGCUACAACCAGGACGCUCAGAGAGAAGAAGACCAGCGUCGGAUGGCUGAGAUCAUCGGCUACCUCGCCAACAUGCGCUUCGGGGACCAGGACACCAACAAAUCCAAGGACACAAAACAGCCAGCAGGAGGAAUCUACUCCAGGUUGGAGGUGCAGCUCAAGACGGCCUCUCAGAGCAGACAAGCUUCAGACAAAACACCAAGACCUAAAAUCCGCUAUGCCCAGAUCCGGACCACCUAGAGCGGCCGGGUCCCGGACGUUGGAGAUGGGUGUACAGUCGGCUAGUAAAGUGCAUCCCCAUGUAGCCCCCCCCCCCCCCCGACCCUGGCUCCAAGCGGUCAAGUCAGGUGGGCGUGUCGCUGAUGACGACGCUGUUUGUGCAGCUGCGCUCGGGCCUUGAAAAACAAGGAGCCGCUUGGACUGGACUCAACUGCUAAGGAAGAGCUCUUUGCCGGACGGCCUUCUCAAGUGGUUCUGAAGGAUUUAGAUUUGGACCUCGGACAAGUGGGAGGAGGGAGGGGACGGCUUCCACAAAAGGACCACAUGAGACCGUCUGGCAUGGUCUUCUCUGUUUCAAAGUCAACACUUACUCUGUGACUUUGGGGGUACCCGUGUGGAUAGGAAGCCGUGAGUCCAUUCAUUGGUCGUUGUGGAGAUACUUAUUGGAAGUGUACAUUGCAUAUAUAUAUAUAUAUAUAAUAUAUAUACUAUAUCACACCUGACUAUGACAAAUAAAUGGAAUAUUUUAGUAGUUAGAUGAUAGAAAACAUGUUAAAAAAGAAGGAAAUAACCCACCUUUCCACUCCUAUUAUUCACUGUGUACAUACAACACAUUAUGUUGCAGGGACGUGAGACGCGUGAGCUAACCAGUUAGCCUCAAAUGUAACUCUAAGAAGCCAAAAACAUACCACUUCCACACGGAAUGGGAGAACUUUCUCUGACUCUUUCAUGUGGGACAUGCAAUGGCUGUCUUCAUGCAGUGUUAAGGAAUUAAGGUGAUGUAAAGUAAUGUUUGUGGGCGGCACGGCAGUCUAGUGGUUAGCACGCAGACCCUUACAGCUCGGAAACCAGGGUUCAAUUCCACCCUCGGGCAUCUCUGUGUGGAGUUUGCAUGUUCUCCCCGUGCAUGCGUGGGUUUUCUCCGGGUACUCCGGUUUCCUCCCACAUUCCAAAAACAUGCUAGGUUAAUUAGCGACUCCAAAUUGUCCAUAGGUAUGAAUGUGAGUGUGAAUGGUUGUUUGUCUAUAUGUGCCCUGUGAUUGGCUGGCUACCAGUCCAGGGUGUACCCCGCCUCUCGACUACUGGGAUAGGCUCCAGCACCCCCACGACAGUAUCACUCGAAUACUAUGAACAUCCAGCAGCAACACAACAUUUUGGCAUGACUACUAUUUUGAUGAAAAAUAUACUGAACCAGGGUUGCACAGUGGACGGGUGGUUAGCACACAGACUUCACAGCUAGGAGACCCAAGUUCAAUUCCAUUCUCGGCCAUCUCUGUGUGGAGUUUGCAUGUUCUCCCCGUGCAUGCGUGGGUUUUCUCCGGGUACUCCGGUUUCCUCCCACAUUCCAAAAACAUGCUAGGUUAAUUAGCGACUCCAAAUUGUCCAUAGGUAUGAAUGUGAGUGUGAAUGGUUGUUUGUCUAUAUGUGCCCUGUGAUUGGCUGGCGACCAGUCCAGGGUGUACCCCGCCUCUCGCCCGAAGACAGCUGGGAUAGGCUCCAGCACCCCCGUGACCCUCGUGAGGAAGCGGUAGAAAAUGAAUGAAUGAGUAAUGUUAGUUUUGUGUCAUUACUGCCACCUGGUGACCAGAAUAAUAAUAAUAGACCAAUAGAUCAAUUAUGAAUUCAUUUCUGACAAAACGCCCACAUAGCAAGGCAGUAAUAAUCAAACCACAAUACUUUUUGCCCUGUCAUCAUCAAUCUAGUUUUGACUUUGAUGAAAACCUACGAAAUCUACUUAAGAAAAUGUGUAAAGCAACGACAAAGUUGUAAAAUUCUCAAAUUUAAUCGGUUCAAAAAGUUCACAACAAAUGUAACACCUUGAGUUGAGGGCUAUUUGCCAUUAGAGACUGGGUACUUAAUUAUUGGGAUGUAUACAUUCUUCAGCCUAAUUCAAAUAUUUGCCGUAUGGAUUUAUUUGCACAGAACCCCCCAAAAAAAUGCAAAUGAAAAGUAGUAAAAUUCAUAGAAAAUGAAAUGUAAACGCUUGCGUUGUUGUUGUUGUCGUUUUGCUCCGCGGGUAGCGUCUUGAAGCACUACUGCAUGGUAAACCAUCUCGAUGAGUACACUUCAACAUGUUGAAAGUUAGGAAGAUGCAAGCAAAAAAAAAAAAAAACCUAUAAAUACCUCUGCCCGCCUCCUUUAAACGUCCCGUCAAUGGAGGCUCACACAUGAGCAACAAUCCUCUUAGAGGAAAACAAAAGCCUGAUGUCGACUAGGCGACAGUAUACACACACACACACACACACACACACACACACACACACAC
Doryrhamphus excisus (bluestripe pipefish) is the source of this 4491-nucleotide messenger RNA. It is a transcript of the gene sanbr, whose product is annotated as SANT and BTB domain regulator of CSR. The record is from RefSeq and is a predicted model, not a curated record. Lineage: Eukaryota; Metazoa; Chordata; Actinopteri; Syngnathiformes; Syngnathidae.